GUUAUUGAACUGAGCUGAGACGCCAUUAGUGGGUGUCAGAUCUCUGAUGAAUAAACACGGAAAUACUUGGAAGAUUUUAGGAAGAAGCAGCUGAAACUUUUGGUGAGUUUGGCUGUUGAAAUAAUUCAAUCCAAAAUGACUGAGAAAAUCGCUCUUUUUGAAAGUUACCUGAGCUGCCAUGUGUGUUCAGAGACUUUCAGAGAUCCUGUGUCUCUGAGCUGCAACCACAGCUUCUGUUCAAGCUGCCUGCAGAAAUUCUGGGAACAAGCAGGAAACAAGAACUGUCCCAUCUGUAAAAGACCGUCAAAAGAAAAUCCAUCCAUCAACUUCUCCCUUAAAGAACGUGCUGGUUUGUUUUCUAGGAGGCAGAAUGAAGCUCCAUCUGAGCUGAAGAAAGAGAAUAAGGUGGUGUGUGAGAAACACUCAGAGGUUCCUUACUGGUUCUGUGAAGACGAGCAGAGAGCUGUGUGUCCUGUCUGUGAGUUUUCUCUCCACCAGAGUCACAAAGUGGUUCCUAUAGAACAAGCAGUCAGUGAGCUGAAGGAGCAGCUGAGAUCUGACUUAAAGUCUCUGCAGGACAAGAGGAACAAACACAAACAGGUGGAGAAAACAUACGAGGAUGUGAUUCAACACUCCAAGAAGCAGCUGUUGUCCACAGAGAGACAGAUCAGAGCAGAGUUCAACAAGCUCCACCAGUUCCUGAAAGAGGAAGAGGAGUCCAGACUGGCAGCACUGAGGGAGGAAGAGGAGCAGAAGAGGAAGACUAUUAGCAGAGAGAUGAAGAGGAUCCAGGAGCAGAUCUCCUCUCUGUCAGACAGCAUCUCUGCUGUUGAAGCAGACCUGCAGAAAGACAACGUGUCGUUCCUCAGCAGUUAUAAAGCCACUCAGAGCAGAGCCAGAGGUCAGAGGUCACUGUCAGAUCCACAGCUGGUCUCAGGAGCUCUGAUAGAUGUGGCCAAACACCUGGGCAACCUGUCCUUCAGAGUCUGGGAGAAGAUGAAGGAGAAGGUCCACUUCAGUCCUGUCAUUCUGGACCCAAACACUGCAGGUGGAUGGCUCUACCUGUCUGAUGAUCUGACCAGUGUGAGACGUGGAGACACAAAGCAGCAGCUUCCUGAUAAUCCAGAGAGAAACACCAAGUAUAGCAAUGUUUUUGGUUCUGAGGGCUUCAGCUCAGGAAAACACAGCUGGGAGGUGGAGGUGGGAGACCAUCCUGUCUGGCUCAUUGGUUAUGUUAAAGAGUCAGUUGACAGGAAGGGAGAGGCAUAUGCUUCACCAGAAGAUGGAAUCUGGUGUUUAGCUCAUCAAGAUGAAAAAUACACUAAUGGUGAUGGUCAAACUCUCACAGUAAAUAAGAAUCUCCAGAAGAUCAGAGUCCAGCUGGACUAUGACAGGGGGGAGGUGUCCUUCUACAACCCUGAAGACAUGUUUCACAUCUGCACUCUCAGAGACACUUUCACUGAGAAACUCUUCCCUUAUUUCAAUGUUGGAAAAGCUGCUGAUGCCAAAACUUCUGAUCUCAAAGUCUGUCAAACAGAGAUUUCUUUUUAAACUUGUGUUUUUGAGUUCUCUGAAAUAUUGAAUAUUUUUUGAUUGGUGUUUCUAUUUGCAGUCAGACUUCAUAAGAAAAUAUUUUAUUAACGUAUUUUAUCAUCUUUAAAGUUUUAUUUUUUUAAUUUGAAACCAACAACAGGAAUCAAAAUCAAAACAUAUUGAUAUAAUUUUCAAAGUCAUUUUAUUUGUGAAACCAGUAUAAAAAUAUUCCUCUAUGAAGUUUAUUUUUUAAAUUUUGUGUUUUUUGCAAUCUCUCGCACCAGCAUUGGACAUUUCUAUAUAUUCUAACUAGUGUGAACUGGGAUGAAUUUUGUUUAGUUUUUUUCUAACUCUGUAUUGUAAAAAAAAAAACGUUUAACACAAGUUCAAAAAUGACACAAUGAUCUCAGCUUUCUUAACUGGGUUACCUUGUUUUUAAUAAUUUUAAUGAUUCAGUUUAGCAGGAAACCUCUAAAAAUAAACACUGUUUUCUCCUCACUGAUUAUUUGUUUUCUUUUCCUCCAUGUAAAAGUUAUUUCCAUUCAAACUGCUGCUGAAUAUCUUUGUUAUAUUAAAAAAAAGAA
Messenger RNA from Fundulus heteroclitus (mummichog), 2117 nucleotides. Its product is annotated as zinc-binding protein A33. Bases 136 to 1551 code for a protein of 471 amino acids. Gene Ontology annotation, molecular function: zinc ion binding; protein binding. The transcript has a single exon. The record is from RefSeq and is a predicted model, not a curated record. NCBI's taxonomy places the organism in Eukaryota, Metazoa, Chordata, Actinopteri, Cyprinodontiformes, Fundulidae.